Messenger RNA from Cercocebus atys (sooty mangabey), 4158 nucleotides. RefSeq names its product zinc finger, CCHC domain containing 16 (gene RTL4). NCBI's taxonomy places the organism in Eukaryota, Metazoa, Chordata, Mammalia, Primates, Cercopithecidae. The transcript has 2 exons. Gene Ontology annotation, molecular function: nucleic acid binding; zinc ion binding. Bases 319 to 1251 code for a protein of 310 amino acids. The record is from RefSeq and is a predicted model, not a curated record.
CUUGACAGCCUGACAGACACUUAAAGUGUGAAGAUGAAUAAAAGAUACAUCACUCCUGAUGAGUAUAUUUUAAAAAGCUGUCAGUUGAUAACAUUGGCCUUUUCCUUGAAGAAGAGGCAACACUGAGUGGCGGACAACACUCUUUGGCAUCUCUCCAAUUCAGCUAUUAGCAUCUCCUAGUGUCUUCUUCACAGCUAACAACUUUGGCUACUUGCUCAUGACGCUCCCUCUCUGAUCACAGAGCAAAUCCACUGUCUCCACUGGUUUCCAGUACUAGUACUCAAUUCUACUCAAUCCCACCUGAUUCCAAGAGAUAUAAUGGAGAAGUGCACAAAAUCACCACCUACCUUGCAGGUAGAACCUUCCUUUCUUCAGGGAGAGAAUCUGAUUCUGCGGCCUCAAAUGCAGCAUCCAACCACGGAGAACACUGCUAAAAGGGGCCAAGUCAUGCCUGCCCUGGCCACCACAGUGAUGCCUGUACUGAACUCACUCGAGCAUCUCACCCAGUUUCAUGGUGACCCUGCCAAUCACUCAGAGUUCCUCACUCAGGUGACUACCUACUUGACAGCUCUCCAGAUCUCUAAUCCUGCAAAUGAGGCCCAGAUCAAACUCUUUUUUGAUUACCUAUCUCAGCAGUUAGAAAGUUGUGGAAUCAUAUCUGGGCCUGACAAGAGUACCUUACUGAAGCAAUAUGAGAAUUGUAUUCUUGAGUUCCAGCAGUCAUUUGGUAAACCCACAAAACAGGAAAUGAACCUUCUGAUGAAUGCUAAGUUUGACAAAGGGGACAACUCCUCUCAACAGGACCCUACUACUUUCCAGCUCCUUGCUCAAAAUCUGAUCUGUAAUGAAACCAGUCAGAAUGGGCAGUUCGAAAAGGCAGUAGAUGAUCUCAACCAGGAUGAAGAGAGUGUCACUGAUAUGAUGGACAAUCUACCAGACCUGAUCACUCAGUGCAUUCAGUUGGACAAGAAACACAGUGACAGGCCAGAGCUCCUACAGUCAGAGACCCAGCUCCCAUUGUUGGCUUCCUUGAUCCAGCACCAAGCCCUCUUUAGCCCCACAGAUCCACCACCCAAGAAAGGGCCUAUACAACUGCGAGAAGGCCAGCUGCCUCUCACCCCAGCCAAACGAGCCCGCCAGCAAGAAACUCAGUUGUGCCUCUACUGCAGCCAAUCUGGUCACUUCACAAGAGAUUGCCUUGCCAAACGUUCUCGAGCUCCAGCAACGACAAAUAACACAGCUCACCAGUAAGAGGAGACCAGGAAAGUCACUUUUUAAACUUAUAUCCCUCUCACUCCCAGCCGUACCGAUUUAUAUCCUGCAUUAACUUUUAAAAUAUGGAUGGGGAACUGUGACACCACUUUAGAGGCAGUUAUGAACUGACACGCUUUGGGGAAUUUAAACAAUCAGAUCUUGUUCAUUGGGAAAUUACCCCUCACCAAACCUAACCCAAGAAUGAUGAAAACAAUUCACAGGCACUUUCUGCAGUCGAGAUUAAUUCUCCAAGAGUACCAAAAACCUGCAGGCAAAACUUUGCCCAGUCUAAGCCAAUGAAAAUAACUCUGGAAGCACAUUGGGAACCUUAUCCUGACCAAUGGGUGACAUCUGGGUUGAGUUUGUGGCCAAAAUCCUGAAUCUCAUGUGCCUAGAAAUGAGCUCAAGACUUUUACCUUCACCUUUAUUGGUCUGUAUCUUAGUUUCCUAUUGGCUUAGGACCUUUGACUGAAGUCCAAAUGACAUUCCAUUAUUCUGCUAAUAUUCUCUUCCUAGAGCUUGGACCAUGUUUCACCUAUGGACUAGAAUCUACCUUCAGCAUAAAUCAACCUUCCUGGAACCUCAGCUUUGCCACCCUCCCAUAAAGCUAUGCAUUUUGUUUCCAUCUAAAGACUCAUGCUUUCCCAACAAACAGAAUCUCCUGGCUAUUUACAAACCAGAUUGAAUGAGCAUUUCAACACUGCUUGGAAUUGUUGGUCCCUUUCUUUGCAAACUAGCCCAUCAGGCAGGUAUAUUCUUUUAGCCAAGCCCACCAAUUCCAGCUUACUCUUCUCUUCUCCAACAACUUGAGGUUCCAGCAUGUCUUAUAGCCAAGUCAAUAUGCUCUAGGAUAAGGAUUUCCAAAAGGUAUUUAGUGAGAGUUGGGAACGAUGUCUCAUAAUUACUGUGUCUGUAGCAUGUCCUUGCUGCCUUGGACAAGGGACCCGGCCAAAUAAAUCUCCACUGAAGACUGACAGCCACACCCUGCAGUAGUUUCUGACUCUAGAAGCCUCAAUAUAGUCACCAUCUAGGGUUACUACUCAUUGCCAUUGAGCUCUACCUUUAUGGACCACCUCUGAGGUCCUUCAUCUAAUUGAGGAUCUUAAAAAACAAUGAAUGGCAAACAACUUCCUGCGCUAUCUCAUCUGAAAAAUCCUGGGGCACAUACAUUAAAACCAUCUGUGCAUGAAACUCAGGAAAUCAGGGUUUCAUUGCUUAUGUUUCAUUCUUGGUACACAACAGCUUUGUGUAUAGAUUCUUGAUGCUUCUGAACAAAAGUAGUGUUAUGCUAGAAAGGCACAACUCCCUAAAAUGUUAAAACUAUUCAGCGAUGAUCACUGUUUGCUGGUAAUUACCAGCCCUCUGUUCCCUGCUUCUUGUUGCUGAUGUAUGUCCCCAAAAUGUAUAUCCUGGAGAAAUAUCAGUAAUCACAUAUUCCCUAGCAACCAUCAAGGCCUCUCAGAACAUGAAAUGCCAUUGUACUUUGGCUUUGUUUCUGGAGAAUUAUGCUGACUUUGACAAUACUUAAACCCAGCUAGGACCUUACUACUCUGAUUCCGUAGUACCAACAAACAGAUAUUUUCACCUUGUGCCUUGCUAGCCACUAUACCAAUUCUUAUUUGCAUUCACGAAGGGUUUCCUUUAACAAUGGCUCGCUGUACAACCACAUUAUACGCUCCCACAACAGAGACCUGAGUGAACAUAUUCCAGUUAUACUAAGAAAUUCCGACUAUAGUACUGGGAUUGUAUGAGAUCUUCUAACAAGUAGAGCUAUUGAACUUAGAGUGACUCUGAAAUUACCUGGAAGUAUCUUGUUCUACCUCCAUCAAUUCUAUAAUAAAGGACCAACCUCAUAGCCUCUAGUCACUUUCCUUACCAAACCCAGUAUAGUCUUGGAAUGCUGAUAGGGGCAUUCAGUUGGCUUAAUCAACAACCUUUCCUUAUUUUAGGGCCAGGAUUCAUCAUUUUGGGUUCUUUCCCAAAGAUACAUCAUUUUAUUUCCUAUUUGGAUUUUCUCUUUGUAGCAAUGUUACCUUCUUUCCUUAGAAAUCUUCAGACUUCAUAGGCUCUCAGAAAACAUAACCAAUCCAGGGCUAUGAACUUCAGUUCGCCCUCUACUUCUGGGUGUCCCUUGUUGAGGUGCUCCAAAUUAAAGACCUUUUGUACGCUGUGAAGUACAAUCCAACAGCCAGACUGAGGAUAUGAAUGGGAUGCUGGAAUAAUGCUUUACUGCCUACUAGCUAGCAACCAUUUUACCAAUUCAAAAUUUUUGUUAUAAUGACACCAUCCAUUAUAUGCCAUUCACUUCAACUAGGAUAACUUAUGAUUUAACAUAAAGAGGAUUACAAGGGUGUGUCCUAAGAAAUAAUAGCUAUGUGAAUUCCUCUGAGAGUGAAACUACUUAGAAUCUACAGAGAACAGAUGAGAUAUAACCUACUCAAAGACGGAGUCAGCAACUGCAAAGGCUUGGGGAACCACCAGAUCCAAACAAGGUUGUUUUUUAAGGAAGCAGGUCUGCUAUAUAUUGAUGCCACCUAGCAAGAUAUAAUCUAAUCAUUUAAUGGUAAGUCUGAAGAAGAAUUUGUUAACAAGAGAAUAGUAUUCAUGGAGCACAGAAAAGCAAGAAGUUAAACAGAACGUUGGUAAUCCCCCUAAAUUCAGAGAUGAGUUGUUGACCAGCAGACUGUUUGGCAUGUCCACCCCUGCAAUGGCCAUUCCAAUUUGUGUCAGCCAUUAAGAUGGUCACCUAACUCCAUUGCUCUAAUCCCAUGCUCUCAAAGUAAUUUGAUUGUAAUUAGUUUCCCUUAUAAACUUUGUUAGGGAGAGAAAAUUUGCUAACCAGCUGACACGAGUGUUCUAACCUAUUUCUGAGUUAAUUCUCAUUAUAAUUGAAUAAAUUGGUGU